Fonticula alba is the source of this 1074-nucleotide messenger RNA. RefSeq lists its product as hypothetical. The transcript is spliced from 4 exons. The record is from RefSeq and is a predicted model, not a curated record. Lineage: Eukaryota; Rotosphaerida; Fonticulaceae. Bases 1 to 1074 code for a protein of 357 amino acids.
AUGUUGGCGGAUGUGCCGGCCGGGGUCGAGGGGUCCGGAGCCCGGCUCCUGGCGGCCCCGGCUGCAGCCAUCCUCCCCGGCCUCCGGCCGGUGCAUGCGCUCCUGCCGCCAUCGGCGGCCGAGGUGGGCACGCCGCAGCGAGCUCGGCUGAACGGCGGCCCCGGCGGCGGCGGCUUCGGGACGUGGACUUGGGUGUCCGGUCGCAGGGCGCUGCUCGACCGGAAGACCUUCGGCUGCCCCAUGACCGGCACCAUCCGUGAGAGGCCCUCGUCCCAGGGAGUGGAGCUGCCGUCUGGCGUCCCGGCCCGCCCGGGCGCGCUGCCGAUGCGGGCGCGCACUUCCAUCGGCGUGUCGUGCCUGUACGCGGUGCAAGGACCAGGCCUUGGUCGGGCCCGAGGGGACUCCUUGCGCGUUGGCCUGUUGCUGGUGCUGUUGAUUCUGAAGGCGCUUCUCGCUGUGCGCCGGCGCAAGAGGCAGGCCAUGGAGAGAGAGUACCUGUCGACGACGGUGCUGAGCACCAUCAUCAAGCUGGCCCUGCCCGGGGCCAUCCUGGUGGACGUGGCGGGGGACUUCCGACCGCUGGACGAGCAGCUCGGCGCCGGGACCGAAGCGAGCGUCGACGUCGCGCAGUCGGCCGGGCCCGGGAUCGCGGCCCGGUUGGGCUGCCCGGAGGUGGUGGCCAUCAAGAAGCUGCGGGCCGACAAAUAUCCAGCCGGGGUGCCACGUCCUCUUCCGGAACACGGUGGUCCCGAUAUAACUACCUUCGUGGGGCUGAAUGCCAUGUCGGUGCCGUGUGCCGCGCCGGAGGUCCUUCCCAGCGGAGUGCCCCCCUGGACCGGGGGGCACCUCUUCCCGGCCGAGGUGUACAGCGCCUCGGUCAUCCUCUUCAAGUGUCUGACGCGCAUGGUCCCCUGGCCGGGGAAGAGCAUCGCCGAGAUCAUGGCCGCGGUGUUUGACGGUUCCCGGCCGGUCGCCAACCCUCUGGCGGGCGACGUCACGAACCUGGCGCAGGCCGGCUGGCAAAAAGGCCCCGGUCGGCGGCCCCCGGCUGGCGAAUGGCGCUAUUUCCGGUAA